AGGAGCGUUAUAACACCGCCUGAAGGACGCAGAGCUGCGUCUCGGAACCGGGCUGAGAAACCAAAUCCAGUCGGUACCGGUCCUGGGUGGAGAUUUAACAUCCCGGAUGUGGGGAAAGAGCGUCCUGUAGUUCUACGUCGGGUAUCAGAAGCCGUCAUACAUAUACAUGCGUAACCUACGUAUUUAAAUAUGAUGUAGCCGAUACGCACUGGCUGGACAGGCGGUGAAGCGAGGUCGCAGACGGACUGUGCGUAAUGCUGAGUGGACAGCAGUAUUUCUCGCUGUAUAUUCCAGCCUAGACGGGCUAUUGACAAAGAGAUUCGCACUUCUCCUGCAGUGCAGCUCGUCAUUAUAACCAAAUGCUCUCCGCCGGACCGGACCCGUUCAGUUUCAUGCCGUCCAACCAGACCAGAGCCUGAGCCCAAAGGAUGCAGGUUAAAAACCAGAUCUGCACAGAGCGGAGCAGCACCGACGACCCGGAGCAGGAUGACAACCAGAAGAAGACCUCGUGUUUUUCCAACAUUAAGAUUUUCUUGGUGUCGGAAUGUGCGCUCAUGUUGGCACAGGGCACCGUGGGCGCCUAUCUGGUAAGUGUUCUGACCACUCUGGAGAGACGCUUCAACCUCCAGAGUGCCGAUGUGGGCGUCAUUGCUAGCAGCUUUGAGAUCGGCAACCUGGCCCUCAUCCUGUUUGUCAGUUACUUUGGCGCCAAGGCCCACAGACCCCGCCUGAUUGGCUGUGGCGGGAUCGUCAUGGCGUUGGGGGCAUUGCUGUCAGCCCUGCCGGAGUUCCUGACUCAUCAGUAUGAGUACGAGGCCGGGGACUCGUGGCACGCUGAGGACGGCAGGGACGUCUGCUCCAACAACUCCAGGUCAGAGAACCGAGACUCUGGGUUUAAAUGUGGCAACAGAGCCAACACCAACAUGAUGUACCUUCUGCUGAUCGGAGCCCAGGUUCUGCUGGGCAUCGGCGCCACACCUGUCCAGCCUCUGGGUGUGUCUUACAUCGACGACCAUGUCCACAGGAAGGACUCCUCGCUGUACAUAGGUAUUUUAUUUUCAACAUUAGUGUUUGGCCCAGCCUGUGGCUUCAUCUUAGGUUCUGUCUGUACCAAAGUCUAUGUUGAUGCUGUCUUCAUCGACACCAGUAAGCUGGACAUCACCCCAGAUGACCCUCGCUGGAUCGGGGCGUGGUGGGGCGGCUUCCUCCUCUGCGGUGCCUUACUCUUCCUGUCGGCCCUCUUCAUGUUUGGCUUCCCACAGGCCCUGGACGAGCAGGACAUGGAUGGCGGAGGGGAGAGUGAGCAGGCCAUGCUGCCUUCUUCCCUGACCUUGGAGUACCAGGGCUCUAAACCCAACGGGGCCAUUCAUGGCUUCGAUAUAAACAGCGGACUCUCAGUUUGUGAACACCUGAGAGUAAUCCCCCGGGUAACCAGGCACCUUCUCUCUAAUCCGGUGUUCAGCUGCAUCACGCUGGCAGCCUGCAUGGAGAUCGCUGUGGUUGCUGGCUUUGCUGCCUUCCUGGGAAAAUACCUGGAACAGCAGUUCAACCUUACCACCUCCUCAGCUAAUCAGCUGCUAGGUAUGACGGCCAUCCCCUGUGCCUGUCUGGGUAUCUUCCUCGGGGGUCUGCUGGUGAAGAAGCUGAACCUGUCAGCUCUGGGCGCUGUCCGCAUGGCCAUGCUGGUCAACCUGGUGUCCACUGCAUGCUACGUCUCUUUUCUCUUCUUGGGCUGUGACACUGGACCUGUUGCUGGGGUAACAGUUGCCUACAGCAACGAGACGCUGCAGUCCUGGCAGCGACCUGAGUCAGCGUGCAUCAAUAACUGUAACUGCUACACAGCAUCAGUGAGCCCUGUCUGUGGUUCCAACGGAGUCACCUACCUCUCAGCCUGCUUCGCUGGCUGCACCAAACCAAACCUGACCAGCUGUACGUGUAUAUCCAGCAACAGUGAAGAUGCGGUGGCUUUACCAGGGAAGUGCCCCAGUCCAGGCUGUCAGCAGGCCUUCCUCACCUUCCUAUGUGUUAUCUGUGUGUGCAGCAUGAUCGGAGCUAUGGCCCAGACACCUUCUGUCAUCAUCCUCAUCAGAACUGUAAGUCCAGAGCUUAAAUCUUACGCCCUUGGAGUCCUGUUCCUGCUCUUGAGACUGAUAGGCUUCAUCCCUCCCCCUCUGAUCUUCGGCAUGGGCAUCGAUUCCACCUGUCUGUUCUGGAGCACUGUCUGCGGUGAGAAAGGAGCCUGCAUGCUGUAUGACAACGUGGCCUACAGGCACCUGUACGUCAGCAUCGCCAUCGUCCUCAAGUCGUCAGCCUUCAUCCUCUACACCACCACGUGGCAGUGUUUGAGAAAGAACUACAGGAAAUACAUCAAGAACAGCGAGGGUUACCUCACACCCACCGAACUCUUUGCCUCCAAUGUGACUCUGGACAAUUUGGGCAAAGAGAUCACCCAGAACCCAGCCAACAGGACAAAGUUCAUAUACAACCUGGAGGACCACGAGAUGUGCGACAACAUGGAGUCAGUUUUAUAGUGGUGGUCUGCAUUGGGACUGCCGACUGGAGCUGAGGCUGUUAAUGUGCAACUGAUCUGAUGUCUCUUUGGUAUCGUAUCAGUUUAGAAGAAUGUUCUCAGUAAGAGUUUUAUCUUCUUUCACCCAAACAUCAAACAUAACGAUAAAAAUGAAGAAAAGUUUCACAAAAUGAUCCAUAUCCAUAUCACACUUAAUGUUUUUUUUUUACUGAAUUACAGAUGAUCUGGUCCAGAAAAAAAUCAUAAGCGUAUUUAAAAACAUUUCUUUGGGUUAUUUUUUUAAUUUGACAGCAGAAUAGAGAUUGACAGUAAACAUCAGGAAAGAAAGGAGGAAUAAAAUGCAACAAGUGUCCCCAGCUAAAUGUGACCAUUGCAUUGAAUACGUCAUACUACUAAUCCACCAGGAUGCCCCUGGAUUAAGUUCAUCUUCAUUAUCAGUUUAGUUACAUUCACACUCAUGGUAAGUUUAGAUUAAUUAUGAGGCCAGAGCUCUUUGAGAAGCAGAAAUCUAAACAUUUUGGUUCUUCAUUAGCUUUAUUAGACAGUUUAUUUUCCUUUAGAAGGAAGUAAUUCUCAGGUCCAGAUGUCAGAUCGAAAAGAUGACAGUUAACAUGGUUGUUCAUCAUUAGAUGAUGCAUAUUUUAGCUCAUGGUUGGAGCACUUUUGCAGACAUACAAGACAUACAGUCGUAACUACUAGGCAACCCUUCUACAGAGUUAAUAACAGACUUGUGUGUUCCCUCAAUCAGAUUUAUUUAAAAUAAUAAUAAUAAAUUUAACAUAAUAAACAGAGGAAAAAGAGAGAUGCAUUGACUACAGAGGCCAAACAAAUAGGAAUACAGGCAUAAUCAACACCACAGAGGCCACAACUCUAUUUGCUGGUUAUAUGGCUAAAGCCUUUGAGGUCAAGGGACAGGACAGAGACAAAAUAUCUGUACAGAAAAAAAUAAAUAAAACCAAAUUAAUUAAUGUCUAACCUAUUACACAAUAACUGCACUUUGUGAGAGUAGAGGUUGCUGUGCCUCAAAGGGUGGAUAUCACAUUUUGGAACCAAACUCUUCAGUUUGAGUUGUUGCACGUAUUUUAAAAACUAAGGAAGAGGGUCUUUCUCAGUGGCUUUCAGUGUCAUUUGCCGUUCUUGUAAUAGAAGGCGUUUUAGGACAUUUGUUGACGGUAGUAGUGUUGAGCUAGUAUGUAAUAAUUAUCCCUUUACUGUGUCAUAGUGUGGAGUUUUGUUACGAAUGCUGGACGAGAUUCUGAGACAAAUUUUCUGUUUCAGAGCCACAGAAAUCUUUGUGUUUGUUUUACAUCACGACACCGUUUUGUUGAUAUUCAGUCUUUUUUCUGUUUGACAUAUAUAAAAUAGAAAUUAGGUGCAACUUCCAAAAAAAAAAAGAAAAGUCCUUCUAGGUGUUUAGCUGAUGAUCUUACCAAACGCAACAGACGACAUGCGAGGAUAUAGGAGUUAGAUGGCCCACCUUUGAAUGGAUGGACACUGAUUCUGUAACUGAAUCUGUGACAUUUCAGUUACAUGACUAUCUCUCUAACCACUGAUUUGACCGUACCACCAUUGUAGGAACAAUGAUGUCAAUGCGUAUCUAGACAGAAACACAGUUUGACUUGGUGGUGUAAUUCUACUCUUGGGGAUGCCCCCUGCAGCAGUAAUGCAUGGAAUACAUAGCAACAUGAUAAAUAACAAGCAAGGAACGUUGCAAAUAAGACUCUCCAGGGUACAUAUGUGUGUAGUAGAGCCGAAGAAGGUGGAGGCUGUGGGGGAGGAGGAGGCCUUCGCUAAUAGAAUCAGUAACGGUAACAAAGCUCACGUGAGCCGACAGAUUGAGAGUGUGAAAGCAUUUAAAGUAGAACGCCAAGUCAAGGCAGUGAGACGUGAUGAUUGCGGUGGGCUAGCUGUCAGCAGACACAGCAUAGCAUGACGCACAGUGUCCAGCCAGAAUUAGUUAAUUUAAAAGCAUGCUGGUAAUGCAUGCAAUAAUAAAAUAAAUAUUCAGUAUGUCACUAAGCUGCACAGACUCUGUGGUUUGGUGGCCAUGGUAAUGGUUAAAAUACACAUUUAACUCGAAUGGCCUCCAAAUUCUGUUUUAGACCAUGGAAAAGCUUUAUAAUGCAUACUGCAUUGUGAUGUUGACAAUUUUUAGCAAACCUCAGCUGACUCAUAAUCACUCACACUGCAGUGAUUGUCUAAACACAGAUGUUCGGGUUUCUUUCAAAUAUAUUUUUUUUCUUUUUAGGAAUUCUAUGGGAUUCUGAUUUCUGACAUAUCCAGUUUAUAUAGAGAAUAUAUUGUUUUUUUUCCUGGCUUACUUUGUAAGUAUUUAAUAUGUUUUGCAUCAAAAAUAUGGACCUUUGUCCAGCCACUCACCAUCGCAAUAGAUUUCCAAAAUGUGUAAUCCCUUUGAUGUUUAGAGGUGGGGGGGUUAAAGGAGUAGUUUGACAUUUUUGGAAAUAAAAUUAUUCACUUUCUUGUCAAUAGUUGGACAAAAAGACCGAUACCAAACUCAUGUUUUUAUGGAAAAUAUGAAGCUAGAGCCAGCAGCCAGUUAGUAUAGCUUAGCAUCAAGCCUGGAAACAGGGCAAAGCAGUCCGUCUGGCACCUAUCAACACCUCUAAAGCUAAUUAAUUAACAUUUUACAUCUUGUUUUAUUUAACCCCAACAAAAACCAAAGUGUAAAAACAAGUUGCUGCCUGGCAACCUCACAGUGACGACAAGAUUUCAGGAAGUCACUGCAACCCGCCAUCAAAAGAGUCCUGCACAUAACCUCCCGUAAAAACUAAACUUGUCUAUUUCACACUUGGUUUUCCUAUGGGUUAAACUAACAUGAUAUAGGUUAGCUUUAGAAGAGCUCGCAGAUCGAUUAUGUUAUCGGAGCCAGGCAUCUUUGCUCUAAAUUGAGCUGACAAGCUGCUGGUUGUAGCUGCAUAUUCAUCAUACAGACAUGAGAGUGGUAUCAGUCAUAUAUUAUUAUUGUCAAGAAAGCAAAUAGGUUCCAUGAUUCAGUUUAAUUUUAUGCUGCCACUCAUAUUGUAUGAGUAUUUUAUUUGUUUAUUUUUGCAAAUGGUGGAAAUAAUUUAGAUCCACUCUACUCAUAUAUGAUGUAUUUAGUUUAGCACUUCAAUGAAAUAAAAUUAUAAGAUUUAAACUAUAGAUUGAUGGUGCUUCAGCAUCAUAAAAAAUAAAAUAAAAAGAAUAUUAUAUCAAAGGGAGAAAACAGAUAGUUGUUAGAGAAUGUUGGAGAUCAACAAUGGACCUACAUUCAACACAGAGCCAUGCCAUGCCAAACCAGACCAGACUAAACUAAUGUCUGCUUGGUUUGAUGUGAACUAUAAGAGUAUGAAUACACAAUUUUUGGGCACUGAUUAGUGUUUGUGAUGGUUUCCAAGCUCCAAAUUUGUCCCUGAUGGGAGGAUUGGCUCCUAGCAGGAUACUGAGGACAGCCGGACAUUAUGCUGAGCUGUACAAACUAUUAAAAAAAAAAAAAAAAAAAAAAAAAAA
This is a messenger RNA of Larimichthys crocea (large yellow croaker), 6040 nucleotides long. Its product is annotated as solute carrier organic anion transporter family member 3A1-like. Gene Ontology annotation, biological process: sodium-independent organic anion transport; prostaglandin transport; transmembrane transport. The coding region runs from base 429 to 2531 and encodes 700 amino acids. The record is from RefSeq and is a predicted model, not a curated record. Lineage: Eukaryota; Metazoa; Chordata; Actinopteri; Sciaenidae. Gene Ontology annotation, molecular function: protein binding. The transcript is spliced from 10 exons. Gene Ontology annotation, cellular component: basolateral plasma membrane.